UCAAAUGAGUUUUUACCACAGUUGAACAGCGGCAUUCGGAGCGUACGGACCAAAUAAAUAUAGUUUGGCGGAAGCGGCAAAUUUUUCUUUAAAUAAUUUUAAAUAAAUUCUCCCUCACUUCUCAUUUCAUAACACCCUAAAUUUAGACGUUUUGAAUAAAGAAUACAACAAAAAAAAAAAAGUUAACUAAAAAAAAACACUAAAACUUCGUACAUUGUGUAUGUAUCCAGUGACAAUACAUACAUAACAAAUUUUGUGCAAUUAUACUAUACAUACAUAAGUGUUUUCUCUAUGUGUGUGUGUGUGUAUGUAAGUAAGUGUCUGUGAAUUUUGAACUUUUCUAACGAGAAAAAGAGGUGUUUUAAUUUGAAUACUACUGCAGAGAAGAAAGAAAACUUGGGUUUUUUUUCUUUGUCCGGACAUUAUUAUAUUGGGUGUUAAUUAAUACAUUUUUGGAAUUUCUUUUACGUCGGCUUUACUCCUUUGUGAGUUGUAAAAUCUUUAAAAGUGGAAUCCCCAAAGGCAGAAAACUCUACGGACGCUCAGUUAGCACCACCAGUGGAAUCACCGGCAGAGCCAGCGACAGCAGCAGCAGCAGCAACAGCAGCCCCUAAGAGUACCACACCGAAGACGUCCGGUACAAACAAACGUACAAAAAUGGCUGACAAUUGUUUUAAGUGUAAAAAAUCAAUCAACUCCAAGGAGGCCAGUAUCAGCUGUAACUGCCAGAAAAAAUAUCAUCGCAGCUGUGUGAACAUCGAUGACGCCCUUUACGAGGCCAUACAAAAGAAUCCCAUGAUCUCGUUCAGCUGCGAUGAGUGUCGCCAGCAAUCGCCCAAAGCCAUGGCAGCCAAGAUACACGCCAUGGAGGAUAAACUUAAUAAGGUUGUAAACGGUGUCAACCAGAUACAGGGACGCAUGUAUCAGCAAUACUUCCAGUUCGGUAAUGCCAACAAUGCCAACGAAGUUAAAAAACAGACCAACAGUCUUAUAGUUGUCGGCAAUAAUUGCAAUUCGGAUCGUUUGCAAGUCGUCUGUGAUUAUGGACGCUGGGUGCAAGUGGGCAAAUUUGCCACCUCUACCUCAGAGGAUGACAUUAUCGAACAUUUGGCUGAGGAGUUAAAGAUUAAUAAGAAUCUUGUUAAAUGCACUAAACUGGUGAAGAACGAUGCCAAUUUGGCUGCAUUGUCUUAUUGUAAAUUUAAGAUUUCCAUACCGGACUAUCGCUUCAACGAGCUGUUCAACGAGGCUAUUUGGCCCAGUGGUGUAAUGGUCUCACCAUUUACCCCACGUUCCCAAUUAAAUCAAAAUCGCAUUUAAAGGGGAAAAAAAAAGAAACUGGUAAAGAAAAACAUAUGUAUGCACGCCACCACCAAUGAAGACAAAAAGAGCUUAAGUUGAUGAAAAAGAGAGAGAGAGUAAGAAAAAGAGAGAGGAAAACGCAAACCUCCCCUCCCCCUUUUGUAAUAAAACAAAGGGGUGUUGUUUUCAACUUUCUUUUUUUUUUGUGGAACCAAAAACUGAGGGUGUUUGCCAAUUGUAGGAGUUUUAAGAGAAUUUGAGAGAACGACACAAAAACGAGAGCGAGCGUAUUCACACCACAAAGACCAACACAGCUGGGUAUGGGGUUCUAACUAUAUGUAUAAGUUAUACCGAAAAAAACAACAACAACAGAAACAACUUAAUAUUUAGCAAACACCUUUCAAUUUUGAAAAUUAUCAUCAAUUUUCGAGAACUUUUUGUUUUUCAUUAAAUAUUUUUUUUAAUAAAAUUUUUUCAUUGAUUCAUUCAAAGGCGUUGUAGAACAUAGAAGAUUUCUUUUUUUGUAAGGAAUGAUUUAAAAAUCAAAUACAAUUUUUUUUUUUUUUUCAAUAAUUCUCAAGAAUUAAAAACAAAUUUGCAAUUGAAAAAAUGUUAGAUGAGACAAAAAAAGAGAACAAAUUUUGCUUGAAAAAAUCAAGAUUUUUUUCCAAACACAAUUUAAAAGCUUAAUAAAAAUAAAUAUUGAAACAUGGUAAUACAUUAAAUAUAUACUUUUAAAAUAUUUUAGACAUUUAUGAAACAAAAACAAAAACAAAUACUAUUCUAUUCAAAAAUAAUAUGAAAACAAAAACCCAAAGUAUUAGAAAUUUGCAUAAUAAUUAUAUUUGUCGUAAUUUAACAGUAAAACAAACAUAAAUACAUAUUUAAAAAACUUAAAACAAAACAACAAUUAAAUUAUUAAAUUUUCAAAAACUAAAUAACAACAAUUUAGAAAGUACUACACAACAACAACAAGAAGUAAAAGCAUAGAAAUACUAUAUAUAUAUAUAUAUAUAUAUAUAUUUAAUUGUAUGUAUGUAUUUUAAAAUAUUUCCAAAGAUUAACUUUAAGUAUAUUCCCCCUUUUUAAAAAUAAAACACUUUAAUUAUUUAAAAAAAAAAGCCAGAAAA
Lucilia sericata (common green bottle fly) is the source of this 2432-nucleotide messenger RNA. RefSeq lists its product as uncharacterized. NCBI's taxonomy places the organism in Eukaryota, Metazoa, Arthropoda, Insecta, Diptera, Calliphoridae. The transcript has a single exon. The record is from RefSeq and is a predicted model, not a curated record. The coding region runs from base 658 to 1320 and encodes 220 amino acids.